AGGGAAAGCUUUUCAGUCGCUUCGGGGACAUCUUCAAAGACGGCCCUCAGAAUGCAGCGGCUGAAGAUUACAUCAAAGAACUUAUGAGAGCGCGGCUAGGGGCGAACUCUAUGCUUGCUGACGAGAUUAUACCUGAGUUUCCGGUAGGCUGUCGGCGACUGACGCCUGGACCCGGCUAUCUCGAGGCGCUGACUGCGGGAAACGUCAACAACAUUACCGACAGAAUCUCAGAGUUCACUGAAACCGGGAUUCGGACUGUGGAUGGCACUCUUCGUGAGGUCGAUGCUGUAAUUUGCAGUACAGGUCACGACAUCACAUUCAGCACCCAGUUCCCCGUUGUCCACAAGGGACUCGACCUACAAAAGGCUUGGAGGCCUGGCGGAAAACCGGGAUUCCCAGACACCUACCUGGGGAUGCUUGCUCCAGAGGUUCCGAACUUCAUUACAGUACUCGGACCAAAUGCCACAGGACCAGCAGGAACGCCGUGCCAUGCGGUCGCGAACCAGCUCACAUAUGUUGCCAAAAUACUUGGCAAGUUUGCAACCCAAGGUUUACGGACCAUAGCUCCGUCAACAGCUGCGACUCGUGAUUUCCGAGCCUAUACUGAAGCUUUCUUUCCUCGCACUGUCAUGAGUGAGCACUGCAGCUCCUGGUACAAUGGCGGUAUCAAGGGAGGGAUGAUCCAUGGUCUCUGGCCCGGCAGUGCUGUUCAUGUUGACCUGGUUCGAAAGGAUCCGAGGUGGGAGGACUUUGAGUACACCUAUCAGAACCCCCAGGGAAACAGGUUUGGGUGGCUAGGAAAUGGCUGGACCAAGAAGGAUGUUGCGGCUGCCCAUGGCGAGAGUGGUGUGGAAUUAGAUCUGACUCCUUGGUUGGAGAAGGGUGCUUUAAGUGGUGAUGUAGACCUGAGAAGCUACCAUGAGAAAUGGUGGGCGAGCUAGUAGCUGUUUCAUUGUUGCAGUUCAUCUAAGACUGAACAUAUAAAUUUCAUUA
Colletotrichum phormii is the source of this 993-nucleotide messenger RNA. RefSeq lists its product as uncharacterized. Bases 84 to 941 code for a protein of 285 amino acids. Lineage: Eukaryota; Fungi; Ascomycota; Sordariomycetes; Glomerellales; Glomerellaceae. The record is from RefSeq and is a predicted model, not a curated record. The transcript has 2 exons.